ACCAUUGAAAUCCAUUGAUAAAUGGAGCUAAUAUAUUGAAAAUAGUGAAUUUUCUUAGUCAUGGCUUCUGAAAAGCGAUGGAGUACAUUGAUACUACUACUUGUAGUAAUGGCUUCUGCAUCAUUAGUCAUGGCAUCCUCUUCCUGCUCUUCCAUCUUCAGCUUCGGUGAUUCCCUCGCCGACACCGGCAACUUGUAUUUCAGCAACCAGCAACCCUCCCAUCACUGCCUAUUUCCUCCCUACGGAGAAACGUACUUUCAUCAUCCGUCUGGACGUUGCUCCGAUGGACGCCUCAUCAUUGAUUUCAUCGCUGAGGCAUUGGGAAUUCAAAUGGUGAAACCAUAUUUAGGAAUUAAGAAUGGUGUAUUGAAAGAUAUGAGUGUAAAGGAGGGAGUGAAUUUUGCUGUUAUGGGAGCAACCGCGUUGGACAUUAGUUUCUUUGAAGAAAGGGGUGUUCACAGUGUUACCACCAAUUAUUCUUUCGGGGUUCAGUUGAAUUGGUUCAAGGAACUACUCCCUCAUAUCUGCAAUUCUUCCAAAACCUGCCAUGAAGUUCUUGGAAAGUCAUUAUUUCUUGUGGGGGAGAUUGGAGGCAACGACUUCAAUUAUCCUUUACAUAUACGACAGAGCAUAACAAAGCUUAAAGAAUAUGUACCACAUGUAAUCAAUGCAAUAACUUUAGCAAUUAAUGAGUUGAUUGAUCUAGGGGCACGCACGCUUAUGGUCCCUGGAAAUUUCCCAUUGGGAUGUAGUGCAGUCCAUUUAACAACGUAUGAAACCACGGAUAAGAACCAAUAUGACUCAUUUGGUUGCUUGAAGUGGUUAAAUGAAUUUUCUGAAUUUUAUAACCAGAAACUCCAACAUGAGAUACAUAGGCUUCGAGUAAUUCAUCCUCAUGCUAAUAUCAUCUAUGCUGAUUAUUACAAUGCAGCAUUGCCAUUAUAUCGUUAUCCCAAAAAAUAUGGUUUUACAGGACUCAAAGUAUGUUGUGGAAUAGGAAGUCCAUACAAUUACAAUGCAUCAAACAUGUGUGGUAAACCAGGCGUACCUGCUUGUGAUGAUCCUUCUCAGUAUAUUACAUGGGAUGGUGUUCAUUUUACCGAGGCCGCAUAUAGAUUAAUUGCCAAUGGCUUAAUUAAAGGACCAUAUUCCGUCCCUCAAUUGAGUAACCUGUGUUUCAUGAAUGUAAGCUAUGGAUAUGGAUAUGGACAUUUCAAUAGCUAGAGUGUGAAAUUAUGUAUUGACAUAAUCAAUAAAUUAUGGUCAUUAAAUAUGAAGUUAUGUAUUGACAUAAUCAAUAAAAGUGAAAUUGU
Medicago truncatula (barrel medic) is the source of this 1313-nucleotide messenger RNA. RefSeq names its product GDSL esterase/lipase At1g28590. Lineage: Eukaryota; Viridiplantae; Streptophyta; Magnoliopsida; Fabales; Fabaceae. Gene Ontology annotation, molecular function: hydrolase activity, acting on ester bonds. The coding region runs from base 61 to 1224 and encodes 387 amino acids. The transcript has 5 exons. The record is from RefSeq and is a predicted model, not a curated record.